Danio aesculapii is the source of this 5086-nucleotide messenger RNA. RefSeq names its product specifically androgen-regulated gene protein. Bases 249 to 2087 code for a protein of 612 amino acids. Lineage: Eukaryota; Metazoa; Chordata; Actinopteri; Cypriniformes; Danionidae. The transcript is spliced from 4 exons. The record is from RefSeq and is a predicted model, not a curated record.
UGCAGAACUAGAUGAGCGGGUUCACGCGUAACGUACAGUGAUUUAAAAGCCAUUUAUUCGCACUGUACACACACAGAAACGAGAUGACACCGGCUUUAUUCCUUUAACCUGCUCUACUAAGCCUUUUCAAGAUGUUUGGGUGUGUGUACAUCAUGUGAAACAGGUCAGUCAGGUGCGUGGAAAUGCCCAGACCAUUUCGCACGACCCCUGACCCCUCGUGCUUGACCCCGUGACCCUAACGAUCAGGAAUGGAUGUCCACAUGCACAACAGCCGGACUCUGCACUACGGCCUGAAUGACUGCGCUGAGGAUGAUCUGCAGUUCCUCAGUUUGGAGGAGAGGGAGUGUAUCCAGUUCUUCCAGGAGACCAUCGACUCCCUGGAGGCGCAAGAGCAGCCGGAGCAAAGAGGAAGAGGAAAUGGAAGAGGAAGUGGAGCAGAGUGGCAGGUGGAGAAGCAGGAGACGCGCGCUUCAACACAGCACAGUCCUGCAGAUCAGGACAUCAUCGAUCUGGUCCACCCGACAGACCACACACACAGACCCACAAACACACUGACAGAUUUCCGAGAGCUGGUUUCUCCUCCAGAGACUCAUGUGAAGGCCAGACGAGACUCAAACACAUCAGACAACCAGCGCAGGAGCAGUCUAGAGCUCCCACAAUCCCACAAACACGGCCCUCCGACUCACGCCAAGCCCACACGCCUCCCCGAGAGCAUCAGCCUGCUGCUGGGCAGCCGCGAAAACAUCCCGCACUCCAUCGCAGCCGAAGCCGUGAGCGUGCAGGAGCGGCGUGCGCUAAUGCUAGCAAACCUCAGCGGAUCAGCGCACCCUCUGGAUGGAGGAGAACCAGCGUGUGUACGAAACCUGCCCAUGCGCAGCGUAUCGUUUUGCGACCCAACGCCGGAUAAAUCCAGAAUGGAGGCGCUUUCCAAACUCGGACUCGCUCAGAGACGAACGCAAUCCGCCGUUCACACUCUUCCAAAAGAAGAAACCAACGCUAAACCUGCAACGAUGAGCACUGAAACCAGAUUUAACCCCAAAUCUGACACUCAUUCUUCACCAAGAGAUGCAGAAACCAAAGCUAAACCUGCUACGAGGAGCGAUAGCAUUGACAACACAUCCAGAUUUAACCUGAAGCCUGACAUGCACUCAUCUCCAAUAGCAGAAAUCAAAGCUAAAAGGAGCGACAGCAUCGAAAACUCAUUCAGAUUUAACCCCAGAUCUGAAAUUCACUCCUCUCCAGUUGAAGAAAUCAGAGCUAAACCUGCUACGAGGAGCGACAGCAUUGAAAACUCAACCAGAUAUAACCCUAAAAAUGAAAUUCACUCCUCUCCAGUAGAUGAAACCAAAGCUAAACCUGCAACAAGGAGCAACAGCAUUGAAAACUCAACCAGAUACAACCCUAAAUCCGACAUUCACUCCUCUCCAGUUGAAGAAAUCAAAGCUAAACCUGCAACAAGAAGCAAUAGCAUUGAAAACCCACACAGAUAUAACCCUAAAUCCAUCAUCCACUCUUCCCAAAGUGAAGAAACCAAAGCUAAACCUCCAAUAAGACGCAAUAGCACUGAAAACACCACUCUCAGAUCUGACACAGACACUACAGAUCAUCCCAAAUCUACUCCAAUGCUAACCAGCGCUGAAGUCACUCACAGCGGCUUCAACAGCUUCGGUGGAAAGAGCAUCACUCUAAACCCCAUGACCUCCUUCAGAAACGAGUCUCCGUCCAUCCCAGUGGCCAAAACAGAAGCACCGGAGGUCCAUCUGAACAGCUUCGGCGGCAGAUCCAGAGUCGUGAGCCUAUCCGAACACACCCGACCCAAAACCUUCAACUCUACGACUGAUGACAGGAGCUCCAACCCAGAGCCGUCCUGGAAGAAGCAGGCGCCCACUCCUGCUCCGAGACCUCAAAAAGCACAGCCUACAAGCGGCCCACGGCCUCCAGCGUCCCCAGAGCACCGCCGCAAGUCUCUGCCCAAACAGUCCUUCCGCACUCAGGGAAUUACGGUGCAGUUUUCAGGCCGCGGAGCCACCGAUGAGGCCCGGCGGGACGCUCUGCGCAAACUGGGACUGCUAAGAGACACAUCCUAAAGCUCAAGGGUAUGUCAGCAUUGCAGCACAGCCUGUAGAAGUACGCUGCAUUCGAAAAAAACCCUGGCAUUUACUACUUUUAUUAAACUUAAUUAGCAUUUAUAAACGUGACUUACACACAAAACACCACUUCCCAUGCAAACAAACUAAUUAAUGUAAUCAUGUUCAUUAAUCACGGGCUCAUAUUAUCAUGGCAGCUCUGAACGCCCUUACUGUGUUGCACAAAUAAAAAUAUUGAGCCAAAACAGCCAUUUGUUAUGUUGAGAUAACGAGGAAACGAGAGAAAUUAAAAAUAAAUGAAUGCAUGGCCUCUUAGGACUUCUGUAAGUCUCAGCUCCUUUUUAAAAAUCGAACUUUAAGCCAUAUUAAACACACAAUCGAGCAACUUAAGACUGGUUUUGUGGUCCAGGCUCGUAUCCUGAAGGCAGUUUGACAGAGUGGAACAUUCUAGAAUCCACAUUCUAUGAUGUCAUAAGAUUGAUAAGUUCCGCCUCCUUAGAAGAUCCACACCCACUUCUAAGUCACUGCCUGUUUAGAACUGUCAAUCAUACUACAGCUCUUAAAUGUCAGCCAAUCAGAGCAGUGGGCGUUUACUUUUGAGUCUACAAUUGUCCACGCCCAUUCAGUGUUCUGCAGAGUCAAAAACAGCUCAGAUAAUGAUAAAUGCUUCUAUUUUUGAUGAUGAUCUUCAUAAUGUUAUAAGUGCACCUCAGAGAACUGAGCAUUAAUAAACACUGAGAUAGUUCAUGACCCCUUUAAGAGUUAUAAAAAUAACUGUCUUCAAAAUACAGCUGUGGAUAUCUGUAGUGAUCAAAUCACACAUACUGUACAUAUAAAAAACAAUAACAUGCUACUAAAUAAUCUUAAUAAUUCAUUAGAAAUUAACAUUUAUUAAGCUGGAACUGAGAAAAAUGUGGGUAGUUACCCUGGUCUAAUUAGUAAUUUAAUAUGCCACAGGGUUUAUAAUAUCUUGUUUUAGAUGGAUUUGACUGGGAUCAUUCUGUAUCAUAUUUACCUAAAAUAUAAAGUUUAUUCCAUUGCAGAGCAUUAGGGAGUAAGUUUCAUUUUAAGAGUUACAUUAAGAAUGAAUUAGGACAAGCUAUAGAAAAAUCAAUAGAAAUAGGAAAGCAAUAAAAAAAACUAAAUUAUUAUUAAAUAUUAUACUUGACUGUAUUAUAUAUGUCCAUACAGGCCUUUAACCAGCAUUAGAGAAUCCUGAAUGUGUAGCUAUAACGUUCACGAAAACCUCAAGUUUAUAUAUUAAUCAAAGAUACAGACAAGAACAUUAAAUGACAGAUCUAAAUGUAAAUAUCAGAUGAGCUGCAUUUUAAAGCCUUCUUUAGUAGGAGUUAUGCAUGAUUAAAAGACUUCAAUAAUAAGAUCAUCAGAUAUGCAAUGCUGAGUAAACACUGAUUAAAGAGAGGAUGUGUAAAUACAGAUGAUUUCUUUAAAGAAUACAAACUUUUACUGCCACUUUAUGUACAUGUAGGCAUUAAUUAAAUGCUUUUAAAAAAUAUGUAAUAUACUUCAAGUAUUUAUUUGUUAGAAAAACUGUUCAUUGCAUGUAAUCAGUGACUGCCCGAGCAUGCAGUUCAACUAAAAACAAACUAUAUUAGCAUUACCUUGUUUGCCAGACGUCCAGAAUUCAGAAAGCCGCAACUGGUUUGAGGAUUCACAUGUAAAAAUGAGUCUAUGUUAUCAUUGAGGAGGGCUUCAGACAGAUCUUAUAGCUCUGAAACAAACUAUACACAAACACAGGAGGAGGUGAAGUCACUUUCACAGCCGCCAUCUUACUUUAUCAAUCACAUGACUCCAGAAUCGCCUCCUAAUUAUCAUGUGACUGAUGACUUUUAAUUGUAACACUGCUGAUGAGAUCCUCCAAGAGACCCUCGCUGGUGAAACGUCUACUUUAAUGUCAUGCUGAGACUCUGCAUGUGAAAAAACAUUGACAAAGUCAACAGAGCUAGUGUUGACUGGAGCAUGAGAAGCAGAGAUUGACACUAUUUUUACCUCAAUGUUGUGCGUACAGGAACAUCACACACCUCGUCUCAUCCUGACGCUGGCAGGUGGUGUCUGAGAGUGUGUAUUUGGACAUUGUGUGUGUGUGUGUGUGUGUGUGUGUGUGUGUGUGUUGUUGAUCUCUUCUUCCUCCUCUGGCAGCAGGCCUCAGUCUUGUGUCUCGUAAAUGUAAGUUUAGUUCCUCCCACACAAAACCACAGACGUCCAAAUGCAGUGUGUGUGUGUGUGUGUGUCAUGUGGAAUUGACUGUGAAUGAAUGUGUGUGUAUGAAUGUGUGUGUUUUUAUUUGAUAUUUUGACUCCGGUAUUUAGCUUCAAGUGAAGCUGCUUUUGAAGGACAGAGAAUGCGUGAUUGUGAAUGUGACACCACUGGACACACACACACACACACACAACAUGCACACGAUGAUAUACACCACACACACGGCCGCUGUAAGCAGGGACUGAACCAGUGACUCCUGCAUGGCAGGUGAGAGCUCUCAUGAACACACUAAAGGCUGAGGCUGCAUUAGAGCACUCGUCUGCCAUGCAGGAGUCACCGGUUCAGUCCCUGCUCACAGCAGCCGUGUGUAUCAGAGCGGUGGGGUUACACAAAACCACACAACAUACACCACACAAACACUGUGUGUAAGUGUUUGUUUUGAUUAUAUUCUGUUGUUUGCAUUAGUAUUCAGUGUGACUUGCACUAAACACACACACACACACACACCAUAUGUCAUACAUAAACACUCACGUAAACACGCAACACAAACAACGUUCAAGCAUUUGUGUGGUGUAUGUUGUGCGUCACACUCACACUGAACACACAUCAUAGACCAUACAAACACUCACAGUGUACACAACACACACCACACAAACAGCAUGCACUGUUCAAGUGUUUGUGUGGUGUAUGUUGUGUGUUCAGCGUGACGCACAACAUUCAACACACAAACUGAACACAACAUACACCACACAAACACUCAAAACCCACACUGAACUCAC